GUUGGGUUGUUCCUGUGGCGUGUAAGCUGAUUAUUGUUCGUUAACUCAGGCAAAGGUUACCUUUUCUGCUUUCUUUUCUCUCACCCCAUUCUGUUCUCUCUCUCUCUCUCUCUCUCUACCCACUUCCAUAACAUAGCUUUCUUUCUUUUGUACUUUUCACUCACAAAUAUAUAUACAUAUAUAGAAACGCAAACACUUUUUUUAGAAGCACUUCGUUGUUGUCAUCAUCAUCAUUGAGAGAGAGAGAGAGAGAGAGAGAGAGAGAGAGAGCAGAGAAUGAGUUCUUCUUCUGGUCAGAGCAGUGGCUAUGAUCUCUCCUUCAAGAUCUUGUUGAUCGGUGACUCUGCUGUGGGAAAAAGUAGCCUCCUUGUUAGCUUCAUCUCCAACUCUGUUGAAGAUAUUGCCCCCACAAUCGGUGUUGAUUUUAAGAUCAAGGUGUUCGAAGUAGGUGGGAAGAGAUUGAAAUUGACUAUUUGGGACACAGCUGGACAAGAAAGGUUCAGAACGCUAACUAGUUCUUACUAUAGAGGAGCGCAAGGAAUCAUUCUUGUUUAUGAUGUAACGAGAAGAGACACCUUCACAAAUUUAUCAGAAGUGUGGUCUAAAGAAGUGGAACUCUAUUCAACUAAUCAGAAUUGCGUGAAGAUGCUAGUUGGAAAUAAAGUUGACAGAGAUUCUGAAAGGGUUGUGAGUAAAGAAGAGGGUUUAGCACUUGCCCAAGAGUUAGGAUGUCUGUUUUUUGAAUGUAGUGCCAAAACUAGAGAAAAUGUGGAUCGAUGCUUCGAGGAACUUGCACAAAAGAUAAUGGAAGUUCCUAGUCUUCUGGAAGAAGGAUCUACAGCAGUGAAAAGGAAUGUUUUAAAGCAACAACCGCAACCCCAAACAUCCGAAAUUGGAGGCUGUUGCUCUUAAUUGGUCUCUCAGAUUCUUAUGUAAUUUCUCCUAUUCUUGUAUUUUCUUUACUGAAUUAUUGGGCAAUUGGAAAAAAUAUUGCCUAGUAGCUUGUGUAAAUUUCUGUAUUUUGUUAUUGUUUCUGCCCUAAAAAAAUUAUCUAUAUCCCGAUAUUAUGCAAUUGCUGCUUUGUGUGUACUUCAUUUUACAUCAUCUAUCAUAUCAAAAUUCUCUCUCA
This is a messenger RNA of Vigna angularis (adzuki bean), 1129 nucleotides long. Its product is annotated as ras-related protein RABC2a. The transcript has 7 exons. Lineage: Eukaryota; Viridiplantae; Streptophyta; Magnoliopsida; Fabales; Fabaceae. Bases 277 to 912 code for a protein of 211 amino acids. Gene Ontology annotation, molecular function: GTPase activity; GTP binding. The record is from RefSeq and is a predicted model, not a curated record.